AUGAAAAAGACAGAGCAAUGGGUAACAGAUCUGCAACGCCUGCUGAAAAAUGUGAAGAAUGGCAAAAGGAAGAUAGAAGUUUCAGUCUCGAUGAUAUUGAUGAGCUUGAAGAACUCCAAGCUACAGCUUUUGAGAAGUCUCCCCAGGGUAAUCAUACUACUAAUCCUUCUCCACAACCUCAAGGUAGUGAAGGGCCAUCCCAAAGCGAAAUGGCAAGGAAAUUGUCUAAGGCGAAAAAAAAGAAAGGCUGAGUUGUCUGAUUUACUUGCUACUGAAAUGAGAGAUGUUAGAGUAGCAUUACAGGAUAUUGCAGGUGCUAUCAAGACCACUAAUCGUCGAAUCAGGUCUGAAGAAGAAAUAGUUGAAGAACUUAUCAGACUUGGAUUUGGAGGAGAUUAUUUGAUGGAAGGAACCGAGUUUUUGGUGGCUGAUCCAAUUCGAGCAAACACUUUUUUUGCUUUUCCCGAAGAAGUCCGUAGGGACUGGUUGCUUAGGAAGCUUGCUUGCUAA
This is a messenger RNA of Linum trigynum, 510 nucleotides long. NCBI's taxonomy places the organism in Eukaryota, Viridiplantae, Streptophyta, Magnoliopsida, Malpighiales, Linaceae. The record is from the annotation of a GenBank genome assembly.